AGACGCGUCACCACCCCACGGAAGUGCAGUCAUGGCCACUCUAGAUGAGUAGGACGAUAAUGUUUGUGUAGCGAAGGAAUCAAAUAACUAGACACCGACGUUCAUAAUUAACUUAACAACAUCACUGAUUUGAUUUUUUAAAACCUUUGCCUACAGCAUAUUAUCUCUGUAAGGCCUGGAAAGAGCUCGCUGAGCUACACCGGGGACGCAGGACAAAAUGUCCCUCUUCCAGUCGGCACUUGAUUUCCUGGCAGGGCCCGGUGGCACUGGAGGCGCAAGUCGAGACCAAAAUGAUUUUGUUGGGCAAAUUGUGGAGCUUGGUGACAUGAAACUGAGAAUCAAAAGGGUUAUAGCGGAAGGUGGUUUUGCAUUUGUGUAUGAAGCUCAGGACAUAGGCAGCAGUAAAGACUAUGCUCUCAAGAGGCUCCUGUCCCACGAGGAGGAGAAGAACAAAGAAAUCAUCCAGGAGGUCUGCAUCAUGAAAAAGCUCUCUGGUCACCCCAACGUGGUGCAGUUCAGCUCUGCAGCGUCCAUUGCCAAGGAGGAGUCGGACACGGGCCAGGCUGAGUUCCUCAUUCUCACAGAGCUCUGUAAAGGUCAACUGGUGGACUUCAUCAAGCGGGUGGAGCAGAAGGGACCCAUGUCAUGUGACACAGUGCUGAAGAUCUUCUACCAAUCGUGUCGCGCCGUGCAGCACAUGCACAAACAGAAGCCUCCUAUCAUCCACCGGGAUCUUAAGAUUGAGAACUUGCUGAUCAGUCACCAAGGCACCAUCAAGCUGUGUGACUUUGGCAGUUCCACCACUAUAGCCCACUACCCUGACUACGGCUGGUCGGCCCAGAAGAGGUCCAUGGUUGAGGAUGAGAUCACCAGAAACACUACUCCGGCCUACAGGACACCUGAGAUGAUUGACCUGUACUCCAACUUCCCCAUUAACGAGAAGCAGGACAUCUGGGCAUUGGGUUGUAUCCUCUACUUGUUGUGUUUUAAGCAGCACCCCUUCGAGGAAGGCGCUAAGCUGCAGAUAGUCAACGGGAAGUACGCCAUCCCCCAGAAUGACGUCAAGUACACUGUUUACCACGAGCUCAUCAGAUCCAUGCUGAAGAUCAACCCAGAGGAGAGGCUGUCCAUCACGGAGCUGGUCAACCAACUGCAGGAGAUCGCUGCGGCGCGCAAUGUCAACCCCAAGUCUCCCAUCACAGAGCUGCUGGAGCAGAACGGAGGCUUUGGCAACAACGGCGCACAGCCCCCAGCCCAGAACCACAACAUCCACAACGCAGGGGUGUACGGUGCAGACCCGGACCAGGGCGGGGGCUUUCUCGACAUCCUGAAGGGAGGAACCGAACGCUUUCUGACCAACAUCAAAGACACCUCCUCUAAAGUCAUCCAGUCUGUGGCCAGCCCCAGUUAUACAAAGGGAGACCUGGAUAUCUCUUACAUCACCUCUAGAAUAGCAGUCAUGUCCUUCCCGGCGGAGGGAGUGGAGUCUGCCAUUAAGAACAACAUGGAGGAUGUGCGUCUCUUCCUGGAUGGCCGUCAUGCAGGACACUACGCCGUCUACAACUUGACCAAGCGCUCUUACAGACCCACCCGCUUCCACAACAGGGUGUCGGAGUGUGGCUGGCAGGCCCGGCGGGCACCCAACCUGAGGAGCCUCUACAGCCUCUGUAAGAACAUGCACCUGUGGCUGAAACAGGACCAGAGGAACAUCGCCGUAGUCCACUGCCUGGACGGGCGGGCGGCCUCGGCCGUGGCGGUGUGCUCCUUCCUGUGUUUCUGCCGCCUCUUCACCACGGCUGAGGCGGCCGUAUACAUGUUCAGUAUGAAGCGCUGUCCCCCGGGGAUCUCCCCUUCCCACAAGAGGUACAUGGAGUACAUGUGUGACAUGAUGGCUGACGAGCCCAUCACCCCGCACAGCAGACCCAUCCUCAUCCGCUCCAUCACCAUGACGCCUGUGCCUCUCUUCAACAAGCAGAAGAGUGGCUGCCGGCCCUUCUGCGAGGUUUACGUGGGAGACGAGCGCGUGGCCACCACUUCCGGGGAGUACGACAAGAUGAAGGACUUUAAGCUGGAGGACGGACGGGCUGAGAUCCCCUUGAACGUGACGGUGCAGGGGGAUGUGCUGGUGGUCAUCUUCCAUGCCCGCUCAACCCUGGGGGGCCGCCUUCAGGCCAAGAUGGCUUCCAUGAAGAUGUUCCAGAUUCAGUUUCACACAGGGUUUGUGCCCCAGAACGCCACCACGGUCAAGUUUGCAAAGUAUGACCUGGACGCCACUGACAUCCAAGAGAAGUACCCGGACCUCUUCCAGGUCCACCUGGAUAUGGAGGUGGAUCCCUGCGACAGGCCGAGCAACAAGACUCCACCCUGGGACAACUUUGCCACAAAGGGCCUCAACCCAAAGAUCCUUUUCUCCAGCCGAGACGAGCAGCAGGAGAUCCUCACCAAGUUCGGCAAACCAGAGCUUCCCCGACAUCCGGGCUCUUUCUCCGGUUCUUUCUACGACACUGCGUCGCCUCCGUUGGAACAGACUCCUGAUAGCUCCACCAUGGAGGCAGAAUCUCACCAGAGCACCGAUACCAACGCCAACAACUUCUUCCAGACUCUGGAUUGGGAUGAUGGGAGUGGACAUGGAGCGGACGCUUCGGACAGCCUGGGAGGCACCAUUGACGACCAGGACGAGCUCAGUGACGCCUCCGUGGACGAGGAGUCCAACUCCGGCCUGGCCGGCGAACCCCUCUCCAGGGAGCCUAGCGAGUCCCUGUUCAACGCUGAGUUCCAGGCUGCCGCCACACCCCAGGAGUCCCCAGGGCCCAGCGACACGGCUGACCUGCUGGGUCUCACCUCCGACCUCAGCUCCACUGCCUCCCCACAACCCUCCACGGCAGCAGGCGGCAUGAAGGCCUCGUCUAGUAACAGUGACCUUCUCAACGACCUGUUUGCCCCCACGCCCAGCAGCAACGCUCAGCAGGGCAGCUCCAACAACCUGAUUGGGGACGGAGGUGCCCAAGAGGACCUCUUCUUCAGUAACCCCGCUGCACCGCCAGACUCGGCCACCCCCAAACCAAUAAAUGACCUGUUUGACCUGUUCGGGAUGGGAUCUUCAUCCAAUCAGACCGGACCCGACCUGUUUGGGGACCUGCUGAGCUCCGACACCAACACUAACCCCCCGCCCACCUCCAACUCCAGCCUUUUCAACCUCAACAAGCUGACCAACAAUCCCCCUAAGAUGACUUCGUCUGCCAGCCAACCAGACCUGCUUGGAGGGUGGGACAGCUGGGCAUCGAGUGGGAGCAUGGCUGCCGCCUCCUCCCAUAAGCCAGCCUUCCCAGCUCCCGGAGUGUCUUCCUUCUCCAAAGCAAAGUCUCAGAGCUUUGACCCGUUUGCAGACUUGGGAAAACUGGGUCCUACGCUGCCAGGUUCCUCCAGUGGCAGUUUCUCAGGCCCAGGCUUCAACCCAAAGAGUGGGGCCUCCACCAAGACUGCUGGGCAGUCGUGGCAGCAGUCUGGCCGGCCCUCCGCUGGCCAAAGCAAGCCCUGGAUGGCCCCCAGUGCUGCUACCCCCAAAGCCCAGCCACCCAAGCCUGCGCCCCAGCCAGCCAAACCCAACUACAACCUUAACUUCAGUGUGAUCGGGGGCCGAGAGGAGAGAGGCGUCAGGGGCCCAGGAUUUGGGCCAAAACCCAAAGUCAAAGAGGACGACUUUGAAGACCUGCUCUCCACUCAGGGUUUUGCCUCCAAGCUAUCAGACAAGAGUGGACCCAGGACCAUCGCAGAGAUGAGGAAACAGGAGCUCUCGAAGAACACGGACCCCCUCAAACUGCAGAUUCUGGAUUGGAUUGAGGGGAAGGAACGGAACAUCCGGGCCCUCCUCUCCACGCUUCAUACAGUCCUGUGGGAGGGCGAGACGCGCUGGAAGCCCGUAAACAUUGCAGACCUAGUCACUCCAGACCAGGUUAAGAGGUACUACAGGAAAGCUGCGCUGGUGGUGCACCCUGAUAAGGCCGCCGGAAAGCCCUACGAAGAUUACGCUACACUGAUCUUCAUGGAGCUCAACGACGCCUGGUCCGAGUUUGAGAACCAAGGCAGUAAAGCCCUCUUCUAAGACUAACUGGAUGGGGCCCAUAUUGGGUCCUUCAGGGUUGCGCCCCCCCCCACACACACACCUUAGAGGUCUGCCAACUCUCCUGCAGUUGAGAAAAAGGCACCUUACUUUAUUUCUCAUCUGCAGUUCAACAUCAUCGGCCAUUUAAAAAAACACUGCCACCACAUGCAAAGGGUGGAAGACUAGUGGUUCAAAAGCGUGGAGGAUGGGAGUGAUGGAUAUGACGACAGAGACAAUCACUGAGAAGACCAGAUGGUCACCAACCAGGCUCCAUCCAUUCGGAAAUGUGGGGACUGUAUGGCCACUGGGACCCCGUAGACUUUGUUGCUGUGGACACGGCUCUAUUCCUUUACACUCCUUGGACAGACCUUUCUGCAGCGUUCUUUCUUUCCGAGAGACCAAGAGUUCAUGCUGUUGUUGCUUCUUGCCAGAACCAUUCUCCCACUAACAGACUCCUCCUUCCACCACAAGCCCUCUACCGUAAGCGCCUUGCUCUGCGGAUGGCAAAAAAAAUUACGCUUGCUCAUAACUGCCCCCCCCCCACCCCUCCCCGGCAACAUAGGAGACAAAUAGAGAAUAUAGAGAUUUCAUCUGGUUGCUUUUUGCCAUGUGGAAUUGUGCAAUAUGUUUGUUCUUUUUUUUGUUUUCUCUGUCAAUGAUAGUCCUCACUUAAGUGUAAAUAUUUUCUCAAUGAUGUGGUUCUUUCGGUAGUAGAUAGUGAGAUGCCGAAACACACAGAGGUGUGUGUUGUUUAAGGAUGGUAGCUCACCAUCUCGCUCUCUCUACCAGUAGAUCAUCAUGCCUGUCUUUUCCAAUGGUCUUGUGUUUAUUCCACUUAUUACACAAAUGGUUUACAGGGAGUUUUCAUUGCAACCCUCCAUUUUGUGUUCCAUAGCUGUUGUUUUUCUCUUUACUUUAAAAUGACCUGAAGUUUUUUUUUUUUUUUUUUUUUUUUUACAUUUUACCUCAUGGACCAAUUUAAAACACCUAUUUUCUUAUCGUUGUGGGGUAUCAUAAGUAUCCAUGACAUUUAAUUGCAGAACUUAAUAAAUAAAACAUAAUAUAUGAA
Molecule: messenger RNA, 5171 nt
Organism: Oncorhynchus gorbuscha (pink salmon)
Lineage: Eukaryota; Metazoa; Chordata; Actinopteri; Salmoniformes; Salmonidae
Gene: gak
Product: cyclin G associated kinase
Exons: 29
Coding region: 218-4102 (1294 amino acids)
Biological process (GO): positive regulation of Notch signaling pathway; regulation of clathrin-dependent endocytosis; protein phosphorylation
Cellular component (GO): cytoplasm
Molecular function (GO): protein serine/threonine kinase activity; ATP binding; AP-2 adaptor complex binding
Source: RefSeq, a predicted model, not a curated record